Brachypodium distachyon (stiff brome) is the source of this 591-nucleotide messenger RNA. RefSeq lists its product as uncharacterized. Bases 1 to 591 code for a protein of 196 amino acids. NCBI's taxonomy places the organism in Eukaryota, Viridiplantae, Streptophyta, Magnoliopsida, Poales, Poaceae. Gene Ontology annotation, biological process: regulation of DNA-templated transcription. The record is from RefSeq and is a predicted model, not a curated record. Gene Ontology annotation, molecular function: DNA binding. The transcript has 2 exons.
AUGGCUUCAACGGCCGUGCGGACUCCGCAGCCACCACCGGGCCACGCGUUCACCAAACCCAACGGCCGCCAGAUCAUCACGCAGUACCUGGCCCCCAAGGCGCUCCACGGCGGCCGCGGCACCUUCUUCCCCGGCCACGUUGCGGAGGGCGUGGAUGUCUUCUCCGCGAGCCCCGAGGCGCUCCCCUUCCACCCCAGCUGCAACAGGACGCGGCCGAACGGGGACGUGUGGGGCUACUUCUUCGCGGCCCGUCCCGCCGGCGACGCGCGGCCGGUGCCCGGCGGGUGCUGGGUGCGGUACGGCCUCGACAAGGGAUACGGGCACGGCGGGGAUCCUCAGGCGGCGGUCGCCUUCAGACGCAGGUUCGCGUUCCACGUGACGUGGCUGCGCGGCGACGGCAGGGGGGUGGCGUCGGUGCCGACGCCGUGGCUGAUGAAGGAGUACCGGCUCAACAAGGGCGCGGCCGCCUUCCGGGCCGGGCCCUGGGCCGCGGCGAGCAUGGACUGCGUCGUCUGCAAGGUCUUCAGGACGCCCGUGUGCGGGAACACCUUGGUCUUGUCUGUUGUUACCAUUCGAGGAAAAAACAUUUGA